Rhodotorula toruloides NP11 is the source of this 1605-nucleotide messenger RNA. Its product is annotated as MFS transporter. The record is from RefSeq and is a predicted model, not a curated record. The transcript has 11 exons. Gene Ontology annotation, biological process: transmembrane transport. Lineage: Eukaryota; Fungi; Basidiomycota; Microbotryomycetes; Sporidiobolales; Sporidiobolaceae. The coding region runs from base 1 to 1605 and encodes 534 amino acids. Gene Ontology annotation, molecular function: transmembrane transporter activity.
AUGUCUUUCGAAGACAGCUCAGCUUCCGGUGCGGACAUCGAGAAGACGUCUGCUUCUCCACCGACGUACCUUGGCGAGGACAAGCCAACCACGACUCUCAGGGAGGAUGUUGCGGCGUACGGACUGGAGAAGGUCUUUCAGAGGCACGGCAGGAUUGACUUGAUACCCUUGCCUAGCAACGACCCGCAAGACCCGUACAACUGGAGCUCGUGGAUCAAGCAUGCUCUGCUCAUCCAGAUCGCUUUCCAUGCGAUGAUGGGACCGUUCUCGGCUGCUUCUGUCAUCCCUUCCUUCGAGACCUUCGUCGAAGACUUCGACAUCACCAUCACUCAGGCGUCGAGCGUACCGAUCUUGUUCCUAGGUGCGACGCCGCUUCUUGCAGCACCCAUCUCUGCCCGCAUCGGUCGUCGUCCCAUCCUCCUCGGCAGUGCUAUACUGAGUGCAGCAGUACACCUUGGCGGCGCGUACUGUCACUCUUACGGGACGUUGAUGAUCACGCGAGUCUUCCAGGCCAUCCUCCUCUCACCGCCGCAGUCGCUCGGCGCGGACAUGGUCAACGAGAUGUUCUUCCAGCACGAGAAGGGCCAAAAGCUCGGCAUCUGGACACUCUUGACCGCCCUCGGCCCUCCCGUCGCGCCGCUCAUCAUGGGUCCGCUCGUGUGGAACACCGGCAAGUGGCAGUGGACGUUCUACCUCCUCGCCAUCAUCAACCUCGUUCAGUUCAUCCUCUACAUCUUCUUCGCCCCCGAGACCGCCGGCUUCGUUCGUCCCGCCCGCGGCGUACCAGGCGUCGAAACGGCGACUAGCGAAGCGCCUCGCCAGAAGACGCCGUGGUGGAAGCUCUACUUCUCCUUCAAGCGGACUUCGUCGGCACCUUGGUCUCGCGUUCCCUACGAGACAGUCCACCCCUUCGUCAUGGUCCUCCGACCGACAGUCCUCCUCCCCGCCCUCGCCUACGCCAUCACUUUCUCCUACACCAACGUCCUCCUCACCGUCGAGAUCCCCGCCCUUCUCGGACGGAAGUACCAGCUCAAUCCGCAGCAGAUCGGCCUGCAGUACGUCAGCUCGGUCAUCGGCGCGACUUUGGGCGAAGUCGUAGCGGGAACCGGGUCAGAUUGGUGGAUGCUCUGGCGGACGAAGCGGGCGAACGGGAAUCGCGAGCCGGAGAUGCGCAUCCCAUUUGGCUUGCCGGGGUUCAUCAUUGGCGCCGUCGGAACUCUUAUCUUCGGCAUCCAGCUGCAGAACACGGCGGCAGGUCGAUGGAAUGUCACCCCUCUCCUAGGCGUCGCUAUCGCCCUCUUCGGCUUGCAGAUCGUCACGACCGUCGUCUACAGCUACGCGAUCGAAGCGACGACCCGCAAGCGCCAGCACCUCGUCUCGCCCUUCGUUGGCUUCGUGCGCCAAAUCUACGCUUUCACCGCGCCGUUUUACUUGACGAUCCCUUUCGAGGAGUGGAACUUCACGAAAGGCGCAGGCUUGCUUACCGCCUUCGUCGGAAUCGUCAGCUUUGCCCUUCUCUUUGUCUGCCAAAUCUUUGGCCGCCGUUGGCGCCAACGCGAGGCGGAGAAGGACGGCGAGUCCGAGGCCGUACCGGAGUCUCCUUGA